Molecule: messenger RNA, 773 nt
Organism: Pelodiscus sinensis (Chinese soft-shelled turtle)
Lineage: Eukaryota; Metazoa; Chordata; Testudines; Trionychidae
Source: RefSeq, a predicted model, not a curated record
UGUUCCAUGUAGCAACCCGCAGGUCCAAAGUGCCAGCUCCGGCGCACACGCCAGACAAAGCCGGCCUUUGCCCCGGAGAGCUCCCAAAGCCUGCUCCAGCUCUCCCGCGGGGGUGUCUGUCUAGGGACGUUUCCCCCCUCCCCUUCCAGUUCUCACUCUCUUUCCUCCUGUCUCUCUGUCUAGCUGGAGCGCCGGUUACCUCCUUCCCAGCACCCGCAGUGCCGUUGCUAUGUCCCUGCCGGGAAGCAGACGGCCCUCCACCGGCUCUCGAAGGUGAAUACGUCCAACCUAUUGUCCCCUGGAGGAGGAGAGUGCAGUCUCUGCAGUGCCUUUGCCCAUAAGAUGCAAACUAGCGGCCAGUUUCCUACUCCUCCCAAAUGCAGUGAGAAUGCAGGAGUCGCUCUGGCGCGCCCCUCUCCCCCCGUGAGCAUGCGGGACACCUACGGCACCUCUUCGCUGAGCAGCAGCAGCAACUCGGGCUCCUGCAAGGGCAGCGACAGCAGCCCCACCCCAAGGCGGCCAAUCAAGUAUAGCCUGUGCAGCGACAACCAUGGCAUAAAACCCCCCACUCCUGAGCAGUACCUGACCCCCCUCCAGCAGAAGGAGGUCUGCAUUCGGCAUCUGAAGGCCCGGCUGAAGGAUACCCAAGAGAGACUCCAGGACAGGUAAGUGCUGGUGCAGGUGAGCAGGUAACAGGAGGAGCCCAACAUCAGUGCACGCGAGGGAAUGAGAAGGCUGUUGUUGGAUGUGCAGGAACGCCGCAGAAUCCUAGA